Molecule: messenger RNA, 1555 nt
Organism: Cladocopium goreaui
Lineage: Eukaryota; Dinophyceae; Suessiales; Symbiodiniaceae
Source: the annotation of a GenBank genome assembly
CAUCUUGUUGCAAUGGGGUUCCAUUCAGAUGGUUCCUGAGAGGUGCCUGACAAAGGUGUGGGCGCAGUUUCGACCUUUUGCCAGGGUGGGUGGUCCAGACUUACCAGCUCGCGCAGUGUCCUUGGCUCGUAAAGCAGGUGAUGACCAGGCUUGGGCUGAGUUUGAGAAACAAUCUCUGGCACAAUGCAGCCAAUGGCAUGGAGGGGACUUGGUGAAGGUUUUGCAUGCUUGCGCAAUUGCACAGCGUCGCCCACAUCACCUUCUUGCAAAGUUGGCGAAGGAAAUUCCUGAUAAGCUGCCUCAAUUUGACGUCUCUUCCCUGUGCAUUUGUCUUCACAGUUUUGCUCAACUGCGAUCCAAACAGACGGCUCUUUUGAAGGUGAUUUCAAGACGACUCCUUCACCCGGAUAUCGUACCUGAUCUCAGUGCCCAGCACCUGUCCUCCUUGCUUUACUCCCAUGUGCGCGUGCUCUACUUCGAUGCCGGGCUCACAAGGCUGGCCUCUGCGCGGAUUGCUAGCGAGGCGUGGCCUAUGGAGGACUUGGCUACAGCCUUGCAGGCAUUUGCAACGUUUCGCAUGGAGCAGGUGCGGCUCUCCACCACUUCAGCGCGUCAACUGGCUGAAGCGGCACCAAUGUUGACCGUGCCUUUGCUGGGAGAUCUGUUGGAGGCCAUGCUCCGUUUGAGCAUGCCUUGCCGGACUUUGCAGCUAGGGUUGGCCGCCCGCUGUUCCGAGCCUGCUGAAUUGGAAGGUUUGUCGGUGGACGUCCUGCUGAAGCUGCUGAGUUGCCUGGGAGAUGCACGCGAUGCGCAUAGAGCCAUUGCAGAAAAGCUCUUUGGGCAAGUUGAUGAGCUGGACCAUCCCAGGCGAUUGGUACAGGCAAUAGAUGGUUUGGCAAAGGCAAGACUUAGCGAGGCCGAGCUUUUGAAGCCACUAGGACUGAAGAUUGUCUAUCACAUGGUGGACUUCAGCCCCAAAGAUGUGGCGAAAACUGCUUCAGCCUGUCAGCAAUUGAUGCUCAACGACGGAGCAGUUUUGGAGGCUCUCGUGCGGCAGGGCCUGCGACGAGCGCAGCGCUUGACAUUGCCUCAAGCCGAGGCAGUGGUGGCGGCGUGUCGUGCAGCGGAGUUUGAACAUCCAGUGCUUGUGGAAUUCCUUGAAGGCAUGCAACAUCAGAAGAAGGAGUUGUCACGUGAGGUGAAGGAGAGUCCCGAGGCCGAUUGGGAGAACAUCGAGGAUGAGCCCAUAUUUUUUGAACCACACAUCGGGAGCGAGGACUUGUCCGAAGACCGGACGGGACGUCGCCCAAUUGUGUCUGCAGGCGAGGAUGGAGCCACACCAGCUUCCGAGGCCAUCCACGAUAGUCAGCCGUGGAAACGGGAGAGACGAGAUGCUGAGGUGCAAGCUGAAAGGACUUCUGAUCUUCUGGAAGACAAGGAUAUCCGGAAAAUCAUGAAGCAAGUUGAACGCAAGGUCCUCCGACCAGCAGGGCUUAAGAGCCGAUCGCUAGCAAUGACUGGAAGGCGCAAAUGAAGAUCAGGCAGCUUGUGAAAA